Molecule: messenger RNA, 158 nt
Organism: Sphenostylis stenocarpa
Lineage: Eukaryota; Viridiplantae; Streptophyta; Magnoliopsida; Fabales; Fabaceae
Source: the annotation of a GenBank genome assembly
CCAUAAAGAAAGUCACGCUUCGCCAAUACCGUGAACAAAAGAAUAUCAACAAAAAAAAGAGAAAAAGCCCAAAGAAGCCAAAGGCCAAAGAAAAGGGCAAAUCACCCGGUAGGAAACCCACUAAGGGGGCUACACAAAAGUUAGGGUCGACCCGGUAG